ACACAAUUUACCUAGUCCUAGACGGUAGAUCCUAUAGUAUUACAAUUUACAGUAGACGCACUAGUCACUAUUGUUUGAGACACUACACAGUUAUUAGUCGCAUUCAGUCGAUUUCUCAAUCACGUGAACACUAAUACUGUUCACAUUGUAACAUUUAUUAUUUAUUAGUUGAUAUUAAAUUUACCCACAACUUGCUGCUACACAGUAUUUUAGUCGAUGCUUGCGGUUCAGCGACAUCUUUUACAAAUUGUACGGUCGAAUGUUCAUACUUUGAAUUGUACAUCACAUGAAUACAAUCGUAACUUAAAUAAUUAAUACAAUCGGGCUGUGAUUCUGGAGAAUAAUCAUGGCCGAAAGUUCGAGCCUGUGGACUACCAAACAAAGGAUUCGUCAUUUAGAUCUACCAAUCAAAAAUUUUGUCGAGAACGCAAUUCCUUACCAAGUGGAGACAUUGAAAACCUUAAAAUCUAAUCUUGCCAAGCAAAGACGUUUAGAAAACCGUAGCAGUAUGCGUCAAUUACAAAUGAAAGCUUCACAAUCCAUCAAACGCUCUACAGCAUUGCUUAGAGAAAUGGAUACCUUAAGAAAUCAAGUUGCUGAUGUUGAUCUACAAACUUUUGAUAACUUAAUGAAUCCAAGCAGGCAAUUGAUAUUGGAAGCAAUUGAUAUGUUUAAAAAUGAAGAUUUAUAUGAAUACAAAUCUAAUGCUGUGCUAGAAGAUAUGUAUAAAGACAAUACUGAACAAUUAGAAGCAGAAAAUCAAAAACGUAUGUUAUUAAUAUCUAUUGAAGAAGAAAAACAAAAACAGGAAAAAAUGUUGGCGAUUGAAUCCGAUGUUAAAAAUGUAGAGAAAGACAUACAAGGCAUUCAAGAUUUAUUUCGUGAUCUCAGUAAAUUAGUAAAUGAUCAAAAAGAAGAUGUUGAAAAGGUUGAAGCUCAUACUGAGACAACUCAAGAAAAUGUAAUUCAAGCUGAACAGUCAUUACGUAAAGCAGCAAAAUUGAAGAAAAUGUCUUAUCCACUUAUUGGAGCUGUGGUUGGGUCUUGUGUUGGAGGUCCAUUAGGAUGUUUAGCUGGUGCUAAAGUUGGAGUAUUUGCCACUGUUACCUGUUUUGUAUUAGGAUUUACUGGUGGAAAAGUACUCAAGGAUAAAUCUAAUGCUGUGGAAGAAACAGAUAACACAACCAAUAUUUUAAUUAAUCAAACAGUAAAAUCGCAUACCGAAUAAGUGAUUUUAAUGAGAUUAUAAUGACAAAUUGAGAUUGAAAUGAGUAGAAAUGGACAAUAGUUUACUGACAUUAUCCAGUUUAUAUAUUUUAAUUACUUUAUAUUUUUAUAAGUCUAUGUAUGUUAUAUAUAUUUUUUUAAUUAUAUUUGUCUAAAGAUAAUUAAAUAAAA
Messenger RNA from Rhopalosiphum maidis (corn leaf aphid), 1398 nucleotides. It is a transcript of the gene Syx17, whose product is annotated as syntaxin-17. The transcript has 5 exons. Gene Ontology annotation, biological process: intracellular protein transport; vesicle-mediated transport; vesicle fusion. Gene Ontology annotation, molecular function: SNARE binding; SNAP receptor activity. NCBI's taxonomy places the organism in Eukaryota, Metazoa, Arthropoda, Insecta, Hemiptera, Aphididae. Bases 347 to 1228 code for a protein of 293 amino acids. The record is from RefSeq and is a predicted model, not a curated record. Gene Ontology annotation, cellular component: SNARE complex; endomembrane system; membrane.